UCAUUAUUUCUUACCUAUGAAACCCUUUAAACAGCUUGAGAAAUGAAAUGAUCUAUUUAUAUCUGCCCAUCGCUCAUCUGAGAAUCACAACUGGUGGAUAAAAUCUGAUUUCGGAGGCGGGUCCGGACUGUGGAUGCCUUUGAGUUCAAACCCAACAGGGUUCGAGAGGAUGUCAUUGUGAGGGACGCUCUGUGUGGUGAGAAUGCAGUCUUCAGGACACCGGUUGAGGGAUGUGGAGCAGCACCAGCCCCUGCUGAGUGGAGGAGAGGAGGAGGUGGCGGCUAGCCGCGUCUGGUUCAUCCAGGACAGCUGCGGGAUGGUGUGCGCCUUCAUGACCUGGUUUCUGGUUAUGUACGCAGAAUUCGUGGUAAACUUUGUCAUGCUGCUCCCCUCCAAAAGCUUCUGGUACUCUCUCAUCAACGGUGUGGCGUUUAACUUCCUGGCUGUGCUGGCGCUGACGUCACACCUGCGAACCAUGCUGACGGAUCCGGGAGCUGUUCCCAAAGGUAACGCUACUAAAGAAUACAUGGAGAGUCUGCAGCUGAAGCCAGGAGAGGUCAUCUACAAGUGUCCAAAAUGCUGCAGCAUUAAACCAGAGAGGGCACACCAUUGCAGUAUCUGUAAGAGAUGCAUCAGGAAGAUGGAUCACCACUGUCCUUGGGUCAACAACUGUGUGGGCGAGAACAAUCAGCGAUUCUUUGUCCUCUUCACUAUGUACAUAGCCUCCAUUUCUUUGCAUGCGCUGUGUCUCAGCGGUUUCCAAUUCUUCACCUGUAUUAAAGUCCAGUGGAAUGAGUGUAGUGAUUUCUCCCCACCUGUGGCGGUGAUGCUGCUAAUUUUCCUGUGUCUGGAAGCACUGCUGUUUCUCACCUUCACUGCUGUCAUGUUCGGCACUCAGAUUCACUCCAUCUGUAAUGAUGAGACGGAAAUCGAGCGACUGAAGAACGAGAAGCCCACGUGGGAGCGGCGGGUGCGAUGGGAGGGGAUGAAGGCUGUUUUCGGCGGGCCGCCCUCUCUGCUCUGGUUCAACCCUUUUGCUGGACUCCGUCUUCAGGUUCUGAUGGUUCGCGCCCGGAAGAACGGGGCCGAGUUCUCAGUCUGAGUGAAGAAUGCUGUCUAUAAGGCACAGCCGUCUGCCUUCAUGCCUAUUACCCCCCUCACAUAGGACAUAGGACUCCUUCCUUUAAUGCUGAAACAGGUUUGGAGGUACUACGGUGAAAACCUGUUAAAUAACUGAUGUCGCUCCUGGAACAAUGAGGCUACGUCUCGAUACAGCCUGUCUGUGUCCACACAUUAAUACCUCGGACGGCGGAUCAUACUUGUUAUGCUCAUAUUGUCUUCAUGAACAUUCACACUCAUGGGUUUUUGAUUUGCUUUUCUUUUUUUUCUUUUUUUCGGAAAUUUACGGAUCAUUUGAAGGGUGUUGAUAUCCGUUAUCCAGCCUGAAGUAAUUGCAUCUAGAGCGGCAAAAAUAAUGGUUGUUUAAAGAAAUAGAUCAUAACGGAAUGUGUUUUGCCAAAAAAAAAAAAUUCUUAUGUGAAUCUCACAAAAACUGUCAGGAAAUGCCCAGGUGGUCAUAUAUCACCUCAAAAUCAAAAGGAAUUAUAUUGUUCUAUAUUUCUUCACCUAUUAUAUUUACAUUGAAAGUAAAUAUUUAAUUUGCAUUAUUGUAAUAUAAUCUAUUAUUUCAAAUGUGAAGUAUUUAUACAUCAUGAUAUUUUUUGUACUGAAUAUAAUUUAUGCUAAUUUAAAUUUUUAAUUUCUUUAUUAUACCAAUGACAGUGAGAUUUGUUUCACACUACAGUGAUGAGAAUUUGUUUAGCUGUUUAAUGCACAAAAAUUUUAAUUGCAGAUAAAAUGAGCUUUGUUUUCUUAGUGAAAUAUAAUUAAUAUUUUUCUUUUCUUUUGAUUUUGGAGGAACUGGGCAUUUCCUUGUGAGAUUCGCUUUCUUAGGUGUUAAGAGCUUGCGGCUGGUUUAGUCACCUUGUCUUUAGCACAUACCCUAAACGAUAAAGUCAUUUUAAAAUAGUCUCAUCUUCAUGUAUUGUAGAGAUAAUAAUAGACUCAUUCUGAAGUCUUGAAAUUAAUGCCGAUCCCACAAAGAGCUUGAAUGGACGGCGUAACUAUAUAUAAUUCUCACAUUGACCUUAAGCUGCUCUGUGAGA
This is a messenger RNA of Sinocyclocheilus rhinocerous, 2165 nucleotides long. Its product is annotated as palmitoyltransferase ZDHHC7-like. Lineage: Eukaryota; Metazoa; Chordata; Actinopteri; Cypriniformes; Cyprinidae. Gene Ontology annotation, molecular function: palmitoyltransferase activity. The coding region runs from base 203 to 1102 and encodes 299 amino acids. The record is from RefSeq and is a predicted model, not a curated record. The transcript has 8 exons.